Rotaria sordida is the source of this 372-nucleotide messenger RNA. The record is from the annotation of a GenBank genome assembly. Lineage: Eukaryota; Metazoa; Rotifera; Eurotatoria; Philodinida; Philodinidae.
AUGCUCUUUCUACCAGAUUUCGAUCCAAUCCGUGGAACUGCUAUUUUUAGAACACUACGCUGUUGGCCUAACAGAAUAAUUCCAUAUGAUAUAUCAGCUAUUACAGAUGCUAAUGAUCGAAUUACAAUUACAAAGCCAAUGAAUCAAUUAAUAUUCGAUGUUGGAACACCUAUAGAAGCUCAGGCAGGUGAUAUAAAAAUACUUGAAAUUCAAUAUGGUAACGGAUGUAGUGCACCAAAAUUAAAUUUAUUUGAUAUUUUCUUUUUAGACUUUUGUCAUAAAGAAUCACGACCUGAUCGUGAUUCACAUAUAAAAAUACGUGCAGAAAAUAUUCUAACCAAUCAAGAACAUAAUUUUAAAAAAUAUGCUUGA